AACUCUGCACAACAUUUCAAUCCGAUAGACAACAGCUGGUAUCGAUAUCUUAUUUCCAACUGACGUUGCGCACUUGCGCUCUUGAUUAAAAAGCAACGUUUUGCGGUUUUGUUACCACGUAGCUGCUCACUUGCAUUUCUUGACCAUUAGAAUCACAUUCGUCUUUAGUAAAUCAACGCAAAAUGUCCGACUCUGAGCAAGCUGAAUUGAAAGCUGGACACCCACCAGCAAUGAAGGUUGGAGGAAAAAGGGUUCCGCUUCCCAAACAUCAUGAAGAAAAGGCUGAGGCUCCUAAAAUUAUUGAGGUGUCUGAAGAAAAGGAGAAGCCAAAGACAGUGGUGAUUUCUGGAGCCCAGGUCAAAGAAAAGGAGGUUUUCUCUCCCGAGGCAGCUAAAGCCAUUCAUGAGAAACCAGUUCCCACUCACAACCAUGAUGCUAGUGCUGGUCAGCAUGGCAACAAAAUUAAUUUCAUUCAACAACCUCGUAAACAGUAGAUGGUAGUUUCAAUUGUGAUGGACUUGAUUGUGAUUAUUUCUAAUUGCUAAUGAUCAUUCAUUCCACUACUGCUGUGGACAAUCUAAUAUUGUUUAUUCAGACAGGUUGUGUUUAUUAUUAACCUUAUCACUGGUAAUUUUUUUUUCUUAUGGUUUUCUUUUGGUUGUUCUGUUUUUGAGGGUUUAUAUGAAGGACUUUUUUCUUACUUGCUCAUCAUGGUUGAGGGAGAAAAUGGUUAAUUUUUGUACUCUUUUUUUUCACUCUUGUUAAUUAAAAGAGAAAUACAUUUACAAUCAUGAAAAAA
Messenger RNA from Daphnia pulicaria, 799 nucleotides. Its product is annotated as death-associated protein 1-like. Gene Ontology annotation, biological process: cellular response to amino acid starvation; apoptotic signaling pathway; negative regulation of autophagy. The record is from RefSeq and is a predicted model, not a curated record. The transcript has 3 exons. Gene Ontology annotation, molecular function: death domain binding. NCBI's taxonomy places the organism in Eukaryota, Metazoa, Arthropoda, Branchiopoda, Diplostraca, Daphniidae. Bases 183 to 494 code for a protein of 103 amino acids.